AUGGCGAAUAUACCAUCGAUACAGGACAUCGAAGCGGUGGACGAUAAUUGGGGGCCGACAUUUCGUUCAAUUCUUGAAAGUGACUCAAAUGAUAUACUCUCGGAUCAAAUUGAGGCCCGAAUUCGGUCGCAUGAUAAGGACAUCGAACGGAUUUGCAAUCUCUACUAUCAGGGAUUUAUUGAUUCGAUACGAGAGCUGUUGCAUGUACGAACACAGGCCAACAACUUGAAUGAGGAAGUGAUGCAAUUGGACGAUACAUUGGGCAAAGCAUCAACAGGUGUUUUGGCCAAAGGAAAAGAUUUGGUGCGAGCACGGAAAAUCGAAAGCAACAUUGCAAACACAAUUGAUGCGCUGAGCAGUUGUUUGCCGGUGCUUGAGUGUUUCACAAAAUUGUUGAAGCAAGUGGAAGAGAAACGAUAUUAUCCAGCACUAAAAACACUAGAGAUUCUCGAAAGUGAACACUUGCCCAAAAUGGAUAAGUAUCGCUUUGCAUCGCAGAUGAAAAGUGCCGUUCCAAAGCUCAAAGAGCAAAUCAAACAAUCGUCCGAAGAGGAUUUCCGUGAGUUUUUAGAGAAUAUCCGAAAAUUUUCGCCGAAAAUCGGUGAAGUUGCGAUGCGACACACGAAAAAGCAUCAAAAACGCGAUUUGACCUCAAUUAUCAGUGAGUACAAAACGACGAUGAGCUCGAACGACGACUAUUCCGUCGACGAGGACGAUUUGUCUGCACAAGAUUUAAUCGAUUUUUCACCCAUUUAUCGAUGCCUUCACAUUUACACCGUGCUCAAUGACAAGGAGUACUUUGAAAAGGAUUACCGCAAACAACGACGUGAUCAAGCAAAAUUAGUUCUUCAGGCACCGCAAGCGAUGCACGACAAUUUGGAGGCGUACAAAAACUAUAUAUACUCAAUUGUUGGUUUCUUUAUCGUCGAAGAUCAUGUAAUGAACACAGCUGGCGACGUUGUGAAUCGUUCGUAUUUAGACGAUUUGUGGUCGUCAUCAUUAUCGCGUGCUGUGAACGUUCUUAGCAUGAGCUCAUCAUCGUGUACUGACCCAAAUAUUUUGCUACGUAUCAAAAAUUUGAUUAUGCUUUGCAUUACAACACUGAAAACAUACGGCUAUACGGUGUCACAAUUAUGGGACUUGCUACUGGAAAUGAGAGAUCAUUAUAAUGAGGUCUUGCUGCAGCGAUGGGUCAACGAAUUCCGUGAAAUUCUCAACAAAUGCGACUAUUUGCCACUUCAAGUUCAUGAUCAAGAGCAGUACGAUGCAGUUUUAGAACGUUUCCCAUUCCAUUCGGAGCAAUUGGAGGUACAGCCAUUCCCAAAGAAAUUCCCAUUUUCAACAAUGGUGCCCGAGGUCUACCAUCAAGCCAAGGAAUUUAUGUAUGCAUGCAUGAAAUUUUCGGAAGAAUUAACCCUGUCACCGAAUGAAAUAGCGGCAAUGGUACGGAAAGCUGCAAAUCUGCUGUUGACACGCAGUUUCAGCGGUUGUCUAUCGGCCAUUUUCCGAAAUCCUAGUCUAGCGCUGAUGCAAGUCGUACAAAUUAUCAUCGAUACACAGUACUUGGAGAAAGCCGGCCCAUUUUUAGAUGAUUUUGUGUGCAAAAUGACGGGAACGCAACAGGAGAUCAAACAAGCACCAUCGGCCAUGUUUCAAGUGGCACGAGCCGAAGCAGAGAUGCAAGUGUCCGCCAAAUUGUGUUCAAAAUUGGAUGAAUUCUUUGAAGAGCUCGAAAAUUACGACUGGCUUUUGCCCGAUCCAAAGGGUCAUGCAUCACCAUUCAUCACCGAUAUGAUCGCCUUUUUGCAAAGCACCUUCCAAAGUUUCUCGUAUCUAUUGCCAAAUGUGGCACAAGUCACGUGUAAGAAAGCCUGUGAACACAUCGCAAACUCAUUCUACAAACUGCUGCUGAGCGAUGACGUGCGCCAGAUAUCAACCGGUGCUCUGCAACAAAUUAGCCUUGAUUUGAUGCAAUGCGAAGUAUUUGCGGGAACAGAUCCGGUGCCUGGACUCAAAGUCGAUGAAGCGUCCGCCUAUUUUGCAGAACUACGUCAACUAUUAGAUCUUCUAAUCUCAGAAGAGUGGAGUAUUUACUUAAGCGACUAUGGCAAACCAGAUAAUCGUUACAAUUUAGUACAACCAAAAGCCAUUAUCGUUGUCUUGGAGAAGAUACGCGAAGCGGAUAAGAAGAAUGUUUUUUCCGUGCUGAAAAAAUCUGAACGUGACAAGAAAAAAUUAUGGGAAACGGUACUAAAACAACUAAAACAAUUGGUUAAUUAAACAAUUGGCCGAUCGAUAAGACAUCGUUGUUUCCGUCAUCAUAUCUAUCGGGCUCAAUUCUCAUAUCGCUAUUAGUUUUCAUCAAAUGGCUUCUUGCUUGGCAAUAAUUUAAAUGAAUAAUCUAAACAUUUCCUAUGUUAACUGUUAAUAAAUAAGCAAAUAAAACUUAUCACAACUAAUCAAAUGGUUAUCGAA
Sitodiplosis mosellana (orange wheat blossom midge) is the source of this 2475-nucleotide messenger RNA. RefSeq names its product exocyst complex component 6 (gene Sec15). The record is from RefSeq and is a predicted model, not a curated record. The transcript is spliced from 2 exons. Gene Ontology annotation, biological process: intracellular protein transport; Golgi to plasma membrane transport; exocytosis. Lineage: Eukaryota; Metazoa; Arthropoda; Insecta; Diptera; Cecidomyiidae. Gene Ontology annotation, cellular component: exocyst; membrane. The coding region runs from base 1 to 2280 and encodes 759 amino acids.